Prorocentrum cordatum is the source of this 294-nucleotide messenger RNA. The record is from the annotation of a GenBank genome assembly. NCBI's taxonomy places the organism in Eukaryota, Dinophyceae, Prorocentrales, Prorocentraceae.
GAGGAGCUGCUGCGCGCGCGGAAGGCUGCGAUAGCACAGGAGGUGGGCAAGCUCACCGACAAGGUGGUGGCGGCAGCCCGGGAGAACGUGAGGCUCGAGCAGGACGUGUCCACCCGCGAGGCCGUGAUGGAGCAGCUGGAGGCCCGCGUUCAGUCCGUGGAGUUCAGCAAGGCUCAGCUCGAGGACCAGGUGGACCUCGCCAGGAGAGAGAAGAGGAGGCUCGAGGGCGAGAUCGCUGCGAGGGAGGCCGCCUUCGAGGAGGUGCAGGAGCAGCGGCGGCUCGUCGGCGGCCAG